Molecule: messenger RNA, 4622 nt
Organism: Periophthalmus magnuspinnatus
Lineage: Eukaryota; Metazoa; Chordata; Actinopteri; Gobiiformes; Gobiidae
Product: zinc finger protein 345-like
Exons: 5
Coding region: 96-1673 (525 amino acids)
Biological process (GO): regulation of transcription by RNA polymerase II
Cellular component (GO): chromosome
Molecular function (GO): chromatin insulator sequence binding
Source: RefSeq, a predicted model, not a curated record
GGUGUCACACUGGGAAUGAUCCGGGCAGAGGCCGAUUUGUUGCUAGUCCUAAACAUGUUCCGUAAUAUCGUCUGAAAAGCGCGCUCAGGUCAAAUAUGAGCAAAAAACAGACCAUAACCUCCCUCCCAUUCAACUGUGAGACAUGUGGAGAGGUGUUCUUGGAUGGCCUGUCCCUAAAAUCCCAUCGACUGCUUCACUCCGGGAGGAAGCUGCACGCCUGUGAAUACUGCGGAAAGCUGUUCCCGAGUCCAGCUAAAGUUCGGAAUCAUCACAACGUCCACUUCAAGAAUAAGAAGUCCAGACAAGUGCAAACUGUGAUUGAGGAUGACAAAUCCAAACUGUUCAACGUCAUCGUGAAAGAGGAGGACUGCCUGACUCCCAUCUCCUCCUUCACUCCGGGCAGCAGUACUUCAGAUGAACCCCAGGGGGCGGCGUUCACCUGUGAAACCUGUGGAGAGGCGUUGUCUUCCAUCACAAACCUGCAGAUACACCAGCGCCUUCACACCGGGAGGAAGAUACACUCUUGUACCUUUUGCGGGAAGCUGUUUCUCGCCAAGUUUAAGCUCCGGGAACACGAGCGGGUGCACACGGGCGAGAAGCCGUACACCUGCGACACCUGCGGGAGCACGUUCACGCACGCCUCCAACCUCAGAGUCCAUCAGAUCGUACACACAGACGCCAGGCCCAACGUGUGUCAAAACUGCGGCAAGACGUACAAAAGUAAAACAGCCUUAAAGAAACACCAACAACUGGAGGCUUUGAAAGAAAAGACGGCAGCAUUGGUUAAGAAAGAGGAGGAGACUGACCUCACCUGUCACAAAUGCGGCAAAGAAUUUACCGAUCCGAAAAAACUCCGAGUCCACGAUCGCAUUCACCGAAAACCGAAUAUCUGCAAAUUCUGUGGAAAAGUGUUCCUCAAACCAUCCCACAUGAUCCGCCACGAGCGACUCCACACCGGAGAGAAGCCGUUCAAAUGUGAGGAGUGCGGCAAGUGCUUUCGCUUAAGUUACCUUCUGAAAUCCCACCAAAACUCACAUUCUGGAGACCGGCCGUACGUCUGCGAGCUGUGCGGGAAAGGCUUCUCCACUCCACAGACGCGGUCUAACCAUCGGAGGUUCGUCCACGCCAAACCGGAGGAGAGCUGCGUGUGUGCGGUCUGCGGCAAAGUCUACAGGUCCGACUCGGGGCUUAGGAAUCACAUGCUGCGGCACACAAGCAACCUCAUCACAACAACUGAGAUGAAUUCCACGUCAGACGGGGGCGCCGCUGCGGACAACGAGACAAAACCUGCUACUGACGCUAAACUUUUUGCAUGUGUCAAAUGUGGGAAGACAUUUUCUGCCUUUCUGAAACUGAAACUGCACCUGCGCGUUCACACGGGGAGGCGGGUCCACCAGUGUAAGGACUGUCCCCGAGUCUACCUGUCCCCCAGCCUCCUCAAGCAGCACGCGCUCACCCACACCGAGCACAAACACAAGUGUGACCAGUGCGGAAAGGUUUUUAAAAACAUACGAGUUUAUCAAGACCACAGCAACCUGCACACGAAGGAAGUGAUGCGCCCGUGCGAGACCUGCGACCGAGUGUUCUGGACGCGGAACAGUUACGUCAGCCAUGUUAAACGAUGUAAUCCGAUAGGUAAACCUGCGCAGGGCAAAACGAAAGUGCAAAAGUAAUAUAUUCAGUAGUGUUACAUUUGGUUGUGAUGUAAACAGAGGUGGGGUUAAAAGCGCUGUACCUGUUUUUUUGGUUUAAAGGUCUUACAUUACAUAAAAUCGACUCAUGUGAGAUUUAAGUUAUGUUAUAAUACUGUUACUGCAUCAAAAACAGACCUGGAGUUGUGUUUUGUUUCACACAUGUUUGAGUUCAGUUCAGUUUAUUUUAGUAAAGCCCAAAAUCACAGCAGCAGUUUCCUCUUACGGCUGAACGUGAGAAAUGAUUUAACUAACAGAAACUUAGAAAAUCAACGAUGAAACAGAAGCAGACAAGAAAAGUAAUCAACGGAAAACAAACAAAUGGAGAAGUGUCCCAGAGCACCCCCUGUCCUUAGACCCUGCUUCUCAGCAAGAAAAAAGACAAACCUGGAGGAGAACCACAGUGAAGGACAGAUCCACUCCCCUGGACAGACAGGCUGCAGAUGUGUCCAGGACUAAUGUGCAUCCGUUUACAGAAAGAGUUCAAGUCUGUAGAGCCAGAGCCACUCAACUAAGAGACAGAGAGGGGCCGACCCACCACAGGAUGAGAGCCACCCCAGCCAGGCACCGGGUCAUCCAGCCAGACGAGGGAAGAGAGGGUCCAGGUCCACAGAACAGGAUCAGGGCACAGGAGGAGCAUCUAGGGUCCAGUCAUCGCGGGAGGGCAUCUGAAACAGGGAACACCAUGUGAAGAGCAAUGAACGAACUCCAGGUGAACUGAAGAGUGAAGCUGUUUGAGGGAAAACAGGAGGAAACAGGAUAGUCUCAGGUCACCAUACUUCCCCCUGCAAGCUCUCCCUAAGCAGCUCAACUAAAACUGCAGGUUUUAUUUCUGCUCCUCACUGUCCUGACCAUGAGCUUAUUCAAAGAGGAACGUAUUAAGUCUGGUCUUAGAUUUAAUGUCAGGAGGAGAACUUUGAAUUUAAACUUUACAGAAGCCAGUGAAGACACUCCCGCUCUUGGGUGAUGUGUUCUCUUCUCUUAGUUCCUGUUAAGAGUCUGGCUGCUGCAUUUUGAACUAGAUGAAAGGUUUUUGUAGAGUUUUUAGAGCAUGCAGCGAGUGAGGAAUUACAGUAAUCUAGCCUUAAUGUAACAAAUGCACAGAUAUGUUUUUCAGCGUCACUUUUAGACAAGAUUUUUCUGAUUUUGGUGACAUUACGCGGUGUAACCUGCGUAACCCUUUAUUAUAAUUAGUCUAGUCUGUUCCACCUCGUGAUGUCAUGAAAUGGUAGUUUUCAAGUUAACAGCUCCUUUUACCUUUAGUUCAGUAGAAGAUCAGAAACUCCAGAGCUAAAAUGAUCCAAAUGAUUCUAGAAAUGAAGGUGUGUGGAGUUUAAAAACAGUGGAGCACUUCUUGUAUCACCACAUGAUGACAUCACAAGGUGGAACAGAGUGUUUUAUAUUUUUUCAUUUACAUGUUUAACACAAAAACACAACUCAGGUCUGUUUGUGACGAGGAAACAACAUUAGAACAGAGACCAGAGAAUAGAGGAAUAUGGACCUUUAAAAACAGAACUAGUUGAUUUUAAAUAGUUUAUAAAUUCUUAUCAUUCAAAUUAUUAAUGAUGCCCAUCUGAACUUCACCUCUGACCAGACUCACAUAUUUGUAAAGUUUCUAAGUGUGUAAUCUGGAUCCCAAGCAGUACAUAUGUCAUUGAUUUUCCCAAAAUGUUCCACAGUGUGACAUUAAACGUCUCGAUUUUGCCUGUGGAUGUUUUAUAAAUGUGCUUUAUAAAUAAACUUGACUCGACUGCGCAGAUUAGACCUGUAAUGUGACCUGAUGACGCUGCCUGCUCGUCUCCAUGGAGAUAGGUUUAAUGUCACACUGUGGAACAUUCAAGGCAAAGUUUUAGUGUCGAUAGCUCCUCCCUUCAGACAGAUAUAAGGCAGUGAUUUCCCCUGAAAACUGUAGUCCAGACAACAGAAUUCAGUUUUCUGUUAAAUUUACCUUAGUAACAUUUUAAUUAAACUGUAUUUUGCAGUUUUCAGACUUGAUACAUUUAAUUCUAUUUGAGUAGUACUUCUAUUUUGACGGUGUAGCAGUACUCUUACUGGAGUAAACGGAUACCAGAGCAGAGACUGAAAACAGUAUUUAUUUUCUUUAAACUAAAAUAAAACAAGACAAAACUGGUCCAAACGUGUUAUGUAACUUAUUUAUUUCUCAAGUAACGACAGAACGACUUUCAUUGAGACGUUUUAGGCCGAGUAUAAUCUGUAAACCGUCUGAUUCAGCUGGAAUAAAAAGAUUGAUCCAGUUGAACAAAAUUCAGCAAAAAUCACCACAUUUGAAUCGUUAUAAGACUCAAAAUCUGCACAAAAUAUGUCUACUUUUUAAUCUUUAAGUACAUUUUUAAACAAGUACUUUUUCAUGUGAUACUUUUUUACGUUUUUUUUUUUUUUUUUUUUGUUCUGGUAUCUGUACUUUUACUGUUUUUUUUACAUCGAUUUGUCCAACCAGAUAUCGACUGCACUGAUAUCUGGAAGCCGAUAUCCGAUACCAGUAACGGCUCAGUGAAUCCCUAAGUUUGGCUCCUCUUUUUAUUAUGAGAAAUUCUAAAAGUCACACAUCAUUUAAAACCACUUUAAAUGAUUUCAACAUUUGUGCUUCUUCAGAUUCCAUUUAUUUUAUUCAAUUUUUUAAUUUUAUUUUUUCAAAAUCUUUUAAUUUUAUUUUUUCAAUUUUAUUUUUUUAAUUUUAUUUUUUCUAUUUUUUUUUUUUUCACUUUUUUCACAUGAGAAAUGGGACUGGGCCUGAAGUAAUUUGAAGGACCAAAUACUUUGUACUUCUACUUGAAUAAUAGUAUUUUGACAGCUCUCAUACUUGAUGAUGUUUUCUGCUACUGCACCCCCUGCUGGACAUAAACCAGACAUGUAGAACUAAAUAUUGGUGGUGGACUUGUUUCUGUGGUGAUUCAAUAAAUGUUUAGAGAU